CACAAUUCGUGUCUUCAAUGAUCUGCGACCGACUUUCAUUCUUACCCUAUCACCUAUCGACUAUCCAAUAAAUAUUUACUCACCGCCAAUUACCCUAGCCUGCUAACGAACCACAACGCGGAUAUUAUAACCACAUCUACGGCAAAUUAUUUUUCUCUCUAGCUUCUACGAGACUAAAAUCGGUAUCAGCAAUAGUACUACCCGGCUUCUAAGUGAUCCUAUCCCAACAGUCUUCGGUCUCGCUGAAAUGCGGUCUAAGAAUCGUGAUCCGAAGAAAGAAAAGCCCAUGCCUUGUAUAAUUCAGCCUUUAAGCGUUUUAACCAAGAACAUGGCAAGAAUCUCUAUCAAAGAUAUUGAAUCCUGGGUUCAUCGAUCCUCGGAGACUCGCAUUCAGGAAGUUCAGAGGAGAAAAGGUAGAGUCACCCGCCCGAUGAAUUCUUUCAUGCUCUAUCGAUCUGCAUAUGCGGAAAGGACAAAGCAGUGGCUCGCGCAAAAUGACCAUCGACUUGUAUCCGAAAUAUCUGGCAAGAGCUGGAAAUUAGAGCCACGAGAAGUUCGCCAGAAGUACGAGCAUUUAGCGGAAAUUGAGAAGCAUAAUCAUUUGAAAGCGCACCCCGAUUACAGAUUUUCUCCAACGAAGAUAAAAAGGAAUUCAAAGGGCGUCGGAGGAGAGCAGCCAUUCAAGAUUGUUUCUGAGUCCAACUCGGGUUUGCUCCCUGCAUUUGCCCUGAACACCGCUACAGAGAUAAGCAAUAGCGGGCAUUGCUGGCUCACAUCUUCCACCAAGAUAUCUUCAGAUCAACCUAUAAUGAUGCCACAGAAUGACCUAUUGAUUCAACAUAUUUCUGACCUUGAAAGAACGAGCUUUCAAAACACACCCUACGAUCAUUCAUCUUCAACUAAUUUCCUGGCACCAUCAUACUAUAAUACUCCACAAUUUGCCUCCUCGGCUAUCAUUCUAGAAGAUCUUGUGCAAAACACCCAACCUUUAAUACCUAGAUUUGAGCUUCCUAGUGCUGAUCAGGUCUCUAGCCUUCACAAGGUGUCAUGGCAAGGGUUCUAUACAAUCUAGGACUGUUCCUCAAUAAGGUCUAUGUUAUAGUCAUGUAUCUUCUCAGCAAAUAUGGUCUAACUCUGGAGAGAGAAGUUUGUUGGUCAUAGGGAUGAAGUAAGUUAGAAAUAUUACACGAAUAUUGUGGACAGAUAAUAAAGUAUUAGCCAUAUUUCGAUUCCAGACGGCUAGCUUUUACAAAGCGGCGCUUAGUUAGAUUGCGCUGUGAGCAAUUGGCUUCAGAACCGGUGCCGUUACCAUUAUCAC
Messenger RNA from Aspergillus uvarum CBS 121591, 1318 nucleotides. RefSeq names its product HMG-box domain-containing protein. Gene Ontology annotation, molecular function: DNA-binding transcription factor activity, RNA polymerase II-specific; RNA polymerase II cis-regulatory region sequence-specific DNA binding. The record is from RefSeq and is a predicted model, not a curated record. Gene Ontology annotation, biological process: regulation of transcription by RNA polymerase II. The transcript is spliced from 2 exons. Lineage: Eukaryota; Fungi; Ascomycota; Eurotiomycetes; Eurotiales; Aspergillaceae. The coding region runs from base 248 to 1072 and encodes 274 amino acids. Gene Ontology annotation, cellular component: nucleus.